AUGGAAUACACACCAUAUGUGGGCAAUGGCCCGUAUUGCUUUACAAAUUCCUUCGCCAUGGUGCUGGGUGAUAGAGCACCUUCUACCGCAACCAUCGAGUUUGCAACCUCCUCUGCAUUUGGUAUGCAAGUCAUCAACCUGCCAAAAGAUCCUCUUGUUUUUUUCGAUCCCUACGGCUGGGAUCCUCUCCAAUCCUUCAAUGCGGCAGUGGACGCGAUGGGGUGGCGCUGCACUGAAAUUAUUGGCAAAGAUGAACAAGAUGCUCUCCGUUCUCUCAAGGCUGGGCUUCAGAAUGGCCCUGUUUUUGUCGGUCCAAUGGAAAUGGGCCUUCUCAGACAUCAGCCCAACGCCCGGGGCGCCAUUGGGGCGGAUCAUUAUGUUGUGGUGCUCAGUGUCGCCAAUGACAUGGUCGAGAUGCACGACCCUCACGGACAUCCAUUCGCAACGCUGCCAGUGAAGGAGUUCUUGGCAGCGUGGAAGACUGACUCACUUGGCUACGGCAAAUCAUACACCAUGAGAACUGAUUUCAGACAAGUAAAGGAACUGAGUGAAGAGGAGAUGAUUCGACGGUCUAUCCCUAGUGCGCUCAAACACAUUAGCACUACCAAUGGUGGCUAUAUGCCGCCUGGUUCAACUGCCAACGAAGCUGCGACCAAGUGGCUCAUUAACAAAAUUGAAGUUGGACUGCCACCUGGAAUGCGUUCUUCUUUGGCAUACUUCGCUGUUCAAGUUGGGGCUCGACGAUCUAUCGAUGCUGCGACUUGUCUUAGGCGCGUUGGGUACACCGACGCCGCCGCAGUUAUGGGAGAGAUUGCGCGCACCAUUGGCUCUCUACAGUAUCCCUUGACCCACAAACAUGACGAAGCCGCAGUAUUGAUCUUGCACAAACUUGGUCCUUUGUACGAGAAAUUGAAGAUUGUAUUGGAGGAAGAGGUUCGCAAGAACGAAGCCUGA
This is a messenger RNA of Trichoderma atroviride IMI 206040, 954 nucleotides long. RefSeq lists its product as uncharacterized. Lineage: Eukaryota; Fungi; Ascomycota; Sordariomycetes; Hypocreales; Hypocreaceae. The record is from RefSeq and is a predicted model, not a curated record.